Molecule: messenger RNA, 927 nt
Organism: Arabis nemorensis
Lineage: Eukaryota; Viridiplantae; Streptophyta; Magnoliopsida; Brassicales; Brassicaceae
Source: the annotation of a GenBank genome assembly
AUGGGUUUGUUCGAAUCAGUGAAAUCGAUCAACUGGGAACUCGAAUCACCUCCGGUUUACCAGGAUUUUCGUAUUCUUCCUCUCUUUGCUCUGUUCUUCCCUUCGAUUCGAUUUCUCCUCGAUAGAUUCGUCUUCGAGAAAUUAGCAAAGCAUUUGAUCUAUGGAAAACAGAGGCAGAAUAUGGGAGAUGAUGCAACCGAGAGAAAGAAGAAAAUCAGAAAAUUCAAAGAAUCGGCCUGGAAGUGUGUUUACUACCUCUCGGCUGAGAUUCUUGCUCUAUCUGUGACUUAUAAUGAACCUUGGUUUAUGAACACUAAAUACUUUUGGGUUGGUCCUGGAGAUCAGGCUUGGCCUGAUCAACAAACGAAGUUAAAGUUGAAGCUUUUGUAUAUGUUUGUGGCUGGGUUCUAUACAUACUCCAUCUUUGCUUUGAUGUUCUGGGAAACAAGGCGUUCUGAUUUCGGAGUUUCAAUGGGUCAUCAUAUCGCGACUCUCAUUCUUAUUGUCCUCUCAUAUGUAUGUAGCUUCUCUCGUGUUGGUUCUGUUGUUCUGGCACUUCACGAUGCGAGUGAUGUGUUUCUUGAAGUCGGGAAAAUGUCUAAAUAUAGUGGUGCUGAAGGAAUCGCUAGCUUCUCAUUCAUUCUUUUCGUUUUGUCUUGGAUCAUUCUCCGCCUCAUUUACUAUCCCUUUUGGAUCCUAUGGAGCACAAGCUAUGAAGUACUUUUGGAACUGGACAAGGACAAGCACCCAUUCGAAGGACCAGUUUACUACUUCAUGUUCAACACUCUCCUCUAUUGCUUGCUUGUUCUUCACAUUUAUUGGUGGGUUUUGAUGUAUCGGAUGCUUGUGAAACAAAUACAAGAUAGAGGCAAGCUUAGCGAAGAUGUCAGAUCCGAUUCUGAAGGCGAAGAUGAGCACGAAGAUUGA